UUCUCUCUCGGCAAGAUGGCCACACCGGCGGUACCGGCGAGCGCGUCUCCCGCCACCGCAACCGAAACCCCGGCUGUGGCCUCAGACCCGGCCCCGACCCAGACUCCAGCCCCAGCCUCCGGCUCAGCGCCGGCUCCAGCGGCGGUUCCAGCUCCAGCGCCGGCUCCCGCCUCAUCCUCAGACCCGGCGGCCACCAGCGCGGCUCCGGGCCAGCCCCCGGCCUCAGCGCCGGCCGCGGCGCAGACGCCGGCGCAGUCGCUGCCCGGCCCUGCUCUCCCAGGCCCCUUCCCCGGAGGCCGCGUGGUCCGGCUGCACCCGGUCAUUUUGGCCUCCAUCGUGGACAGCUACGAGCGGCGCAACGAGGGCGCUGCGCGCGUUAUCGGGACCCUGCUGGGAACCGUUGACAAGCACUCAGUGGAAGUCACCAAUUGCUUUUCAGUGCCACACAAUGAGUCAGAAGAUGAGGUGGCUGUUGAUAUGGAAUUUGCUAAGAACAUGUAUGAAUUGCACAAGAAAGUCUCUCCAAAUGAGCUCAUCCUGGGCUGGUACGCUACAGGCCAUGACAUCACAGAGCACUCAGUGCUGAUCCAUGAGUAUUACAGCCGGGAAGCCCCCAACCCCAUUCACCUCACGGUGGACACGAGCCUCCAGAACGGCCGCAUGAGCAUCAAGGCCUACGUCAGCACUUUAAUGGGUGUUCCUGGGAGGACCAUGGGGGUGAUGUUCACACCUCUGACAGUGAAAUACACAUAUUAUGACACUGAACGCAUUGGAGUUGACCUGAUCAUGAAGACCUGUUUUAGCCCCAACCGGGUGAUCGGCCUCUCCAGUGACUUGCAGCAGGUGGGCGGGGCAUCGGCUCGCAUCCAGGAUGCCCUCAGCACAGUGCUGCAGUAUGCGGAGGACGUGCUGUCUGGGAAGGUGUCAGCCGACAAUACCGUGGGCCGCUUCUUGAUGAGUCUGGUUAACCAAGUACCCAAAAUAGUUCCUGAGGACUUCGAGACCAUGCUCAACAGCAACAUCAACGACCUGCUGAUGGUGACCUACCUGGCCAAUCUCACACAGUCACAAAUUGCCCUCAAUGAGAAACUUGUGAACCUGUGAGUGGCCCGCAAGCAGCCCUCCUGCCAACCCUGGGAUUCAGAAUGGAGUGAAGGAGAGAUGGUUUCUUUGUGGUUUGAGUCACACUGAGUCAGUCAACUGCUUAUGACUCUAAAUAAACAUAGCCUGCCUUUUGUAAAUGAA
This is a messenger RNA of Hippopotamus amphibius kiboko, 1245 nucleotides long. RefSeq names its product eukaryotic translation initiation factor 3 subunit F (gene EIF3F). NCBI's taxonomy places the organism in Eukaryota, Metazoa, Chordata, Mammalia, Artiodactyla, Hippopotamidae. Gene Ontology annotation, biological process: translational initiation. Gene Ontology annotation, cellular component: eukaryotic translation initiation factor 3 complex, eIF3m. Gene Ontology annotation, molecular function: translation initiation factor activity; metallopeptidase activity; translation initiation factor binding. The record is from RefSeq and is a predicted model, not a curated record. Bases 16 to 1104 code for a protein of 362 amino acids. The transcript has 8 exons.